CCUGUCAGCGGCUGCCCCGGGCCCUGUCCCAGCCGCUGCCCCUCCGGCGGUGAGAGCCCUGGGCUCCGCGGGUCCGUGCGGGCUCCGCUGCCCGUCACCCUGAGCUCCGCCGGCUGCGCCUGCUGGCGGGGAAAGGGGCUGCUUGGUCGCCCGGCCUGGGCCGUGGGCGGCGGGGGGGGCGCCUGGCUUGAGCCUCCCCGGGGCCCGCAGAGCCUUCUGACGCGCCGUGGCACGGCCUGGCCCUCUGGCGAAGAUAAUCAUCCUCUCAGUGUCGUUUGGUUUUCUCUGGAUGUUGACAAAUGUGUGGAUCAGCAAGUGCCUCUUCUGUUAAACUGUGUAGGUUUUCUUACAAAUAUUUCAGUGGUGCUUUUACCUUACAAAUCAUUGCAAGACCAAAGUGGAUACUUUGCUAGUAAUACAUCACUCAUCAAUUGAUAUCUCUGGAAACAUCCUAAACUGUACGAAAAGUAUUGCAGAGAAUCAUGGCAGCUGUUGCUGUUAGGAAGAAAGAAGUCAUUAGAGAUCUAGAUCAUUGUGAUAUCCCAUACUAUGUUUCUGAAUUUGUGGAAAGAGAAGUGGGAAAUGACUAUGAUUCUCUGAGGAAGCUGGACAACCUUAUUGAUAAGCUGACUGCAAAUAAGAAGCAGUUAGAAGAACAGGUACUUACAGUUUCAUCAGAAGUCCCUAAAAGAAUUCAGAAUGCCUUGAAGAAUGCAGAAGAUUCUAAAAAGUCUCUGAAUCGGCUUUUAGAGGAAGAAACUAUUCUGUCUGAUUCAAUCAGUACCCACUUGUUGAAAGCUCAGCCAUGGAUGGAGGAUCUCGACGUACUCAUUAGUCAAGUAGAAGAGAUUGAACGACACCUGGCCUAUCUUAAAUGGAUUUCACGAAUAGAAGAGUUAAGUGAUAGCAUUCAGCAGUAUCUGAUGACUAACAAUGUUCCAGAGGCAGCCAGUACUCUAGCAUUCAUGGCAGAACUGGAUAUUAAACUUCAGGAGUCAUCUUGUACUCAUCUUCUUGCUUUUGUGAGAUCCACUGUUAAAUUCUGGCAUAAAAUUCUUAAAGACAAAUUGUCAAGUGACUUUGAAGAGGUACUAACCCAGCUCCGCUGGCCAUUUGUGGGGCCACCACAGUCUCAGGCAUUUGGCCUUGCUGCACCAGCCAGUGCUCCUGAUGUAUACAACAAUUUGGAGAUGUUGUUUUGUCAGCUUCUGAAAUUGCAAACUUCAGAUGAACUGUUAACCAAACCUAAACAAUUGCCAGAGAAGUACUCCUUACCCCCUUCGCCACCCAUUAUUCUUCCGAUACAGAUCAUGCUGAAUCCUCUUCAGAAAAGAUUCAAGUAUCAUUUCACUGGAAAUAAGCAAACCAAUGUCUUAAACAAGCCUGAGUGGUAUUUAACACAAGUACUUAUGUGGAUUGGAAAUCAUUCAAAGUUCCUCGAUGACAAAAUCCAACCAAUACUGGACAAGGCAGGAUCUUCAGUGAAUGCUGGGCUUGAAUUCUCUCGUGCUCUAGUAAUGUUGAUUUUGGAGAAGCUGGCUGCUGAUAUUCCAUGCAUGUUGUAUGACGACACACUGUUUUGUCACCUUGUGGAUGAGGUACUUCUGUUUGAGAGAGAGUUGUACAGCGUUCACGGUUAUCUCAGCACAUUUCCCAGUUGCAUGCAUAUUCUGUCAGAAGAAUCCUGCUUCCAAAGGUGGCUAACAGUGGAAAAAAAAUUUGCUCUUCAGAAAAUGGACUCUAUGCUUUCAUCAGAGGCUGCGUGGAUAUCGCAAUACAAAGAUAUCACUGACGUAGAUGAAAUGAAAGUCCCAGACUGCGCUGAAACUUUUAUGACUCUACUGUUAGUUAUAACAGAUAGGUAUAAGAAUCUUCCAACAGCUUCCAGAAAACUGCAGUUCCUGGGCCUACAGAAGGAGUUAGUUGAUGAUUUCAGAAUUCGAUUAACUCAAGUAAUGAAGGAAGAGACUAGAGCUUCUUUAGGCUUCCGAUACUGUGCAAUCCUUAAUGCUGUUAACUAUAUAGCAACAGUGUUGGCAGACUGGGCUGACAAUGUAUUCUUCUUGCAGCUGCAGCAGGCUGAGCUGGAAGUUCGUGCAGAAAGUAAUGCUGUCAGUAAACUACAGCUAGGGCAGCUGGCUUCGAUGGAGAGUUCUGUCUUUGAUGAAAUGAUUAACCUCCUGGAACGCUUGAAACAUGAUAUGCUCACUCGUCAAGUAGAUCAUGUCUUCAGAGAGGUCAAAGAUGCUGCAAAGCUGUAUAAAAAAGAGAGGUGGUUGUCUUUACCAUCUCAAGCAGAGCAAGCAGUGAUGUCCUUAUCGAGCACAGCUUGCCCAAUGUUGUUGACCCUACGAGACCGCUUGCUACAACUAGAACAGCAGCUCUGUCACUCACUGUUCAAAAUUUUCUGGCAAAUGCUUGCAGAGAAAGUGGAUAUAUACAUCUAUCAGGAAAUAAUUAUGGCAAAUCAUUUCAAUGAAGGAGGAGCAGCACAACUCCAGUUUGACAUGAGUAGAAAUCUGUUCCCUUUAUUUUCGCACUACUGCAAGAGGCCAGAAAACUACUUCAAGCACAUAAAAGAAGCUUGUAUUAUCUUGAACCUGAAUAUUGGCUCUGCCUUGCUGCUGAAGGAUGUACUACAGUCAGCUUCAGAAAAUGAAACAUUAAAACCAAACCAGCCAUCUGCAACAGCGGCACUAAAUGAACUUGGAGUUUAUAAAUUAGCUCAAAAGGAUGUUGAGAUUCUUCUCAAUUUGAGAGCUAGUUGGCCAAAUACAGGAAAAUAAAAGACUUCUUCAGAAAUGGUUAA
Molecule: messenger RNA, 2809 nt
Organism: Athene cunicularia (burrowing owl)
Lineage: Eukaryota; Metazoa; Chordata; Aves; Strigiformes; Strigidae
Gene: RINT1
Product: RAD50 interactor 1
Exons: 15
Coding region: 483-2786 (767 amino acids)
Biological process (GO): endoplasmic reticulum to Golgi vesicle-mediated transport; regulation of ER to Golgi vesicle-mediated transport; retrograde vesicle-mediated transport, Golgi to endoplasmic reticulum
Cellular component (GO): Dsl1/NZR complex
Source: RefSeq, a predicted model, not a curated record